This is a messenger RNA of Kalmanozyma brasiliensis GHG001, 1041 nucleotides long. Its product is annotated as Alpha/beta hydrolase fold-3. Bases 1 to 1041 code for a protein of 346 amino acids. Gene Ontology annotation, molecular function: hydrolase activity. The record is from RefSeq and is a predicted model, not a curated record. Lineage: Eukaryota; Fungi; Basidiomycota; Ustilaginomycetes; Ustilaginales. The transcript has a single exon.
AUGUCGGUCGCCUCGAAAGCUGCCAACGCGAAUAGCGGCUUCAAGCUGCUCCCCAACCCAACGAACCCUUCGGCGGAAGAAGUGGCGACCGCGCUCAAACUCGUGCGCUCGGGUGGGAUCACGCACCCGCAGACCGCAACCCCGGAUCGCAGCCUCACCAUCCCGUCGAUCAGCACGUCGGACCAGCGUGAUGUGCGCAUCGCCAUCUACGAUCCGCCUUCGCUGUCCGCUGAGACGAAACGGCCCGUGGUGCUGAGCUGGCACGGCUCCGGCUUUGUAGUGGACCGAUUCGGCGCUGACGCCGACGUCAACCGGUGGCUUGUCGACGAGCUUAACGUCACCGUGGUCGACGGGGACUACGCCAAGGCUCCUGAAGGUCCGUUCCCCGAAGGUCUGUUCGAUGCAGUCAGCGCACUCAAGUGGACCGUUCGUCAGCCGUGGUUCGACGGCAAUCUCGUCCUCAAAGGUCAUUCGGCUGGAGCGAACUUCGCUCUCUGCCUCUCCUCCCGCACCACCGCCCGUGCGCUGGGCGUGACAGACGAGGAAUACGAUACCAUCAAGGCGUGCGUCACACUCUACCCUCCCACUGACAGCAGCAUUCCACUGGAGCAAAAGAAGACCAACGAGAACGGCGAAGAGCCAGGAAUCCCCAUGUCGGCACUGAGCGCGCAGGUGAUGCACUUCUUCUUCGGCGCCUACCUGGGGUGGGAUCCGAAGUAUCAGCAGGAGAUGGGACUCGAUCCGCGCGUCUCCCCCGCCAAGGCAGAGAUCGAAAGCUACGAGGUACCUUGCUAUAUUAUUGCGUGUCAGCACGAUCCGCUGCUCGAAGAGGCCCAGACGUUCGCCCAGAGGCUCGGCGAGAAGGAUAGCAGACACGAGUUCUACCUCGCUCAAGGGGUCGGGCACAACUACGAGACGCGAAUCCCAGAUGUCAGGGAUGCCAAGGUGCUGGAUGCUCCCGGAGGAAAGGCAAAGGUGGAGAGCUUCGCUCGGUUGUUGGAGUUCAUCCGGAAGAACGUGCCGGCUGUGAACAAGCAAUAG